This is a messenger RNA of Rhizopus microsporus ATCC 52813, 528 nucleotides long. RefSeq names its product TAFII28-domain-containing protein. Gene Ontology annotation, biological process: transcription initiation at RNA polymerase II promoter; RNA polymerase II preinitiation complex assembly. NCBI's taxonomy places the organism in Eukaryota, Fungi, Mucoromycota, Mucoromycetes, Mucorales, Rhizopodaceae. The transcript has 3 exons. Bases 1 to 528 code for a protein of 175 amino acids. The record is from RefSeq and is a predicted model, not a curated record. Gene Ontology annotation, molecular function: protein heterodimerization activity; transcription coactivator activity. Gene Ontology annotation, cellular component: nucleus; transcription factor TFIID complex.
AUGCCACCUCAUCGACGACAAAGCAGCAGCAGCAAUGUCACUCCUUCACGUCAAGGUUCAGUAGAAACAGAACGAGAAGAUAGUGUGACAAGAGAAGAAGAAAAGCAGACACAAAAGGAUACAACCAUAGACGCAGAAGUGGAAGAUGAUGAAAAGGAAGAAGUCGUUGUUGAUAUGGAUACCCAUAUGCAAGCUCAAAUGGAAAAACAAAAAGAAGACAUGAAAAUUUUACUAGAGAAUUUCUCACCUGAGCAACUUCAAAGAUAUGAAGCUUAUAGAAGAUCGGCAUUAAAUAGGACAAAUGUCAAAAGGUUGGUAAGUCAAGUGCUCAAUCAGCAAUGUUCACAAACAAUGGCCUUUGUUGUUGCAGGUUUUGCAAAAGUGUAUGUGGGUGAAAUCAUUGAAAAAGCGAGAGAUGUCAUGGAAGAAUGGAAUGAUACGGGACCUAUCCGACCCGAACACUUACGAGAAGCACACAGAAGAUACUUAAAAGAGUCGAGCUUUGCUAAUUUGGGAAGGAAAUUUUGA